Messenger RNA from Eimeria acervulina, 2562 nucleotides. Its product is annotated as Conserved Plasmodium protein, related. Gene Ontology annotation, cellular component: nucleus. The record is from RefSeq and is a predicted model, not a curated record. Gene Ontology annotation, biological process: regulation of transcription by RNA polymerase II. The transcript has 6 exons. Lineage: Eukaryota; Apicomplexa; Conoidasida; Eucoccidiorida; Eimeriidae. Gene Ontology annotation, molecular function: transcription cis-regulatory region binding. Bases 1 to 2562 code for a protein of 853 amino acids.
AUGGAGCAGCAGCAAACGGGCGGAGACCGCCAGCUGCUGCAGCAGGUAGAGGAUAGUGAUGUGCAGCAGCAGCAGCAACAGCAGCAGCAACAGCAGCAGCAGCAACAAGAAGAUACGCAGCAGCCACCAAACCAUUCUUCCUCGGAGACAGCUGAAGAUGCCCCUCCGACGAACGGCGCAGAGCCAGGUGGCAGCAGCAGCAGCAGCAGCAGCAGCAGUAACAGCAACAGCAACAGCAGCAGCAGCAGCAGCGACCGAGCGCAGUCUGGAGUGGGCGCUGCAUCGAGCGCAGGAGGAAGGGGACCGUCAGCAUCCCCUGAAGCCUCUGCUGCUGCUGCUGCCGCCGCCGCAGCAGCAGCAGCAGCAACAGCAGCAGCAAAGCGAGAGGCACACCGCAAGAAGAACAACACUUGGUUAGAUAUCUUCUCAUUAGGACGCUGGCGCUCAGCAGCAAACCGACAGCAGCAAGGAGCAAUACAACUUGCUCAGGCUUUCGGCGUCCCUAAUCAACCAGGCAGACCAGGCCCUGUGAUAGGGGUAUUUGUGUGUAAGGGGCCUCGUAAUGAGCUUCAGGGUUUGGUGUGUGCAUCUCCUUUAGCUUUAGAGAGAUUUUCUUUCGAUGGUUUGCUGCUGCAGCGACGCAUACCGCUGCAGCCGCUAACCUGCUGCACCGGAGGAAAGAUAGGGGGUUCGAGGUCGUCGGUGCCUUCCUCUGGCGCAGGCGCAGCAUCCAGCAGCAGCAGCAGCAGCAGCAGCAGCAGCAGCGCCUCUUGUGGGGAGGAGACUGAUGCUGCUGCUGGCGGCUCUGCUAUUUGCUCGCUUACUAUCAAUGCUACAUUUGCUGAGUUUGCUCACUUUGUCUUAGCUGGAGAUGAAAGGGGACAGACAUACGUGUGGCAGGUGCCUAGUACGAAGUUGCUGCUGGUGCUGCCGCAUCCAGGCCAGCAGCAGCAGCAGCAGAAGCAGCAGCAGCAGCAGCUGCAGAUGCAGCAGCAGCAGCAGCAGCAGCAGGAGUGCUGCGGAUGCUGCAGCAAACUCUUCGGCAAUACCCACGCAGCCUUCGCAGCAGCCGAACGCAGCGGAGGAGGAGCUCUACCUCAGCAGCAGCAGCAGCAGCAGCAGCAGGAAGAGGAGAUAAAGGCAGUGGGUACGGUAGCAGAGGUAGAGCUGCCAGUAGAGGUCUACAGCGAUGUAAGGGGAGGAGACAGGAGCGAGCGGCUGCAUGCAGACAGAGACACUGUGUCUCCAGAUAUACUUGCACCUGCUUCAUAUAUUGAAGAGGCUUCUUAUCAAGAAGCUCAGUGCCUUAGGAAGUCUCCUCACAGCCGCAGCAAAGCAUGCCCUCUUGUUAGCAGCGGGCCCCCACCACACCCUCAAGGAGACAACGAGCUGCAACACGAGCUGCAGCACGAGCUGCAACAAGAGCUGCAGCAGGAGCUGCAGCAGCAGCUGCAGCAGCAAGCUGCCUCUGAGGCAGCAGCAGCAGCUCUCUUGUGGGAAGACGAAUCACACAAAGGAGACAUUGAUGAUGAUGCUGCUUCAAGAGAUGUCUCCUCCGGCAGCAACUGCUACUCCUCUAUCCCUAACAGCGCAGAGGCCCUCCCGUACGUACAGCCCGCGCCCCAAGAGCUGCUGCAGCACCUGCGAGAGCAGGCGCUGCAGCAGCAGCAGCAGCAGCAGCAAGAACACCAGCAGCAGCAGGAACACCAGCAGCAGCAGGAGGGCGAGAAUGCUGAAGAUCGUUCCUCUGGCUGCGGCGACCCCUCCACAGCAACAGCAGCAGGAGCAGCAGCAGCACCAGAAGCAGCGGGAGCUGCAGCAGCAGAUGAAGAGGCAGUAGCAGCAGCCUUGCAGCGGGGCCUCUCUCUCGACCGUGUUAUAGGGCUUGAAUCAAUCCCUCUGUCUCCAGAAGAAGGAGACAGAGGUGAAGAUACCCCCCGUACGGAUGCCCCUGCAGCAGCAGGAGCAGCAGCAGCAGGAGCAGCAGCAGAAACAGCAGCAGGUGGACGAGGAGAGGGAGAGAGCCGCUGCUGCAGCAGCAAGUAUUGCUGCGUGGCUUUAGGGAGGGCCCCCUGCGGGCAGCAGCAGAGACAGAGGGGUGCCUCUGGGGGUAGUUCUGCUUCUGCUGCUGCUGCAGUGUCUCCUUAUGUUGGCGCGCUGCUGCCUGUUGCUGCUCUCGAUCAGCUGUGGGUGGGAUAUGGAGACGGGGUUAUUGCUGUUGUCUCCUUAAGCACUUAUCAUUUGCUGCAUGCAGUGCAGCUAAGAGACACAGACGUUAGCAAACUGGAGUACGCAAAGUACAGAGACCUUAUUAUCGCUGUCUGCGGGAACAAGGCUCUCUCUAUGUGGUGCCCCAGGACUCUGCAGUGUAUAUUUGAGAUGGAUGCUGCUGCCCUCACGUGCUCUUCGCCUCUGUCAUAUCUGUAUGUUUUGGAGGCCCCUGAAGCCUGGGAGCUGCGCUCCACCAUCAUCCUCGCUAUACACCGUCUGCGGGGCCUUGAGGCACAGCACACAACGCACGUGUCUUGCCAGCAGCAGCAGCAGCAGCAGCAGCAGCUGUAG